This is a messenger RNA of Gasterosteus aculeatus aculeatus (three-spined stickleback), 1274 nucleotides long. It is a transcript of the gene szl, whose product is annotated as sizzled. The record is from RefSeq and is a predicted model, not a curated record. Gene Ontology annotation, biological process: canonical Wnt signaling pathway; non-canonical Wnt signaling pathway. NCBI's taxonomy places the organism in Eukaryota, Metazoa, Chordata, Actinopteri, Perciformes, Gasterosteidae. Gene Ontology annotation, molecular function: Wnt-protein binding.
UCUGCGUCUUUGAUAGGUAGUUGAUAACAGACUCCCAGGCUGACGGGGCUGGCUCACCUUGCUGUAUAUAAAGCCCAGCGGCAGCAUCUCCACAGCCAUUCGAGGACAGAAGAGUCUCUUGAAAAGCUGCAUCCCUCCACCUCGCCGGAUUUCCCAAAUGGCUGUGUUCUUCGCCGUGGCCCUCCUGGCCGUGACGUGUCCCUCGAUGGCGUUCGACAUGGGUCAGUCCACUCGUUGCGUCACUAUCCCCAACCGGAUGAAAGUCUGCAAAGACGUCGGUUACUCCGAGAUGCGGCUGCCCAACUUCCUGGGUCACAGCAACCUGGACGUUGAGGUGGUGCCCCGUUCAGAGGACUGGAGGCCUCUGCUGCAGACCGGCUGCCACCCUCAGGCCCAGACCUUCCUCUGCUCCCUCAUCGCCCCCGUCUGCCUCGACACAUUCAUCCGCACGUGCGGCAGUCUGUGCGUGGCGGUGAGGGACAGCUGUGCCCCGGUGCACGCCUGCCAGGGUCACCCGUGGCCCGCGGCUCUUGAUUGCGACCGCUUUCCUGCUGAGGAAGACAUGUGCCUCUCUCCCCACGCAAAGUCGAACUACUUUACCAAAGGAAUCCCCAAAGUCGCUUGCCAGAACUGCCCGUCUGUGGAAGAGGCCCCUGCAGUGAAAACGGUCCUGGACAGCUUUUGCCAGCAUGACUUUGCUGUGACGGCCAAACUUCACCGCCGCCGCAGCCCCGCCGGAGAGCCGGAGUACGAGAUUGACGGCCGCGUUGAGUUCAUCCGCCAGGGACCUCUGCUGCCCUACGACACCCAGCACCUCCUCCAGCAGUGGCUCCUCAUCAACCUCGGCUGCGCCAACGGCCUGGUGCGUCCCGGCAGGUCACAGCUCUGCGUGCUGACCGGCUCGGUGCAGCACGAUGGAACCCUCGCUCUCACCCGCGUCUUCCCGUGGAACAAAAAGGACGCGAGCAUUGCGGCGGCCACGCGCAAGUGGAAGCACCACAGAUGUUGAACGGAUUGAUGGCGACAUGUUAAAUCUGGAGCUCUGACUCCCGUGUUUUAGGUGUGUGUGUUUGAUUCAGGAGAAGAUGGCUCACUGUCUCCUCCCAGCUCGGACAGCACACGGUAAUAGAAUGCACUCAAACCUGUACAUAGUAUGUAUGAAUUAAUGUAAACCCAUUGUAGAUUAUAUUUUUCUUUAAUGAUGUUGGUGUAUUUAUGUCAUCCUUGUGUAUUUUUAAUGCGGUUGAAGAUGACAAUAAAAUGUUACAAGACUA